AGAGCGGCAUGCCGGCCCUGACCAGCGUCAACCCACCCGUCUACACCCCCGUGCAGGUGUCCAACAACAACAGCAUCAUGGGCUCGCCGCUGCUGGACGAGCCGUGCCUGUUCUCGCCGAGCGGCGCCGGCCUGGCCAUGGGCGAGCACCAGUACAACCUGCACCAGGAGCUGCCCGACACCAAGGAGGGCAUUGAGGAGCUGUGCCCCGUCUGUGGCGACAAGGUGUCUGGCUACCACUACGGCCUGCUCACCUGCGAGUCGUGCAAGGGCUUCUUCAAACGGACCGUGCAGAACAAAAAGGCGUACACGUGCGUGGCAGACAAGAGCUGCCAGAUCGACAAGAUGCAGCGCAAGCGGUGUCCCUACUGCCGCUACCAGAAGUGCAUCUCUGUCGGGAUGAAGCUGGAAGCCGUGCGACAGGACCGGAUGCGAGGCGGCCGUAACAAGUUCGGCCCCAUGUACAAGCGUGACCGAGCGCGCAAGAUGCAGCACAUCCGGCAGCUGCAGCUGAUGAGUCCGCAGCGCGUCACGCUGCCGACGGUGGGCGCCGACGCCGUCACCAUCAGCUACGCCUCGCCGGCCACCUCGCUGCCCGUCACGUACGGCGGCGGCGGCAGCAUCACCAUCAAGCAGGAGAUCCAGUACCCGGUGCUGAGCUCGACGUCGGCCUCGUCGCCCGACUCGUCAUGCUCGCCGCUGCUGGGCGCCGCCGCCGCCACCGAGGCGUGGGCGGCCUCGCGCGCCAGUGACGUGCCCGCCAUUGUGCGCGAGCUGGUCAGCUCGCUGGACGACCGCCAGUGGCAGCAGCAGCUGUUCAGCCUGCUGCAGACGCAGACGUACAACCAGUGCGAGGUGGACCUGUUCGAACUGCUGUGCAAAGUGCUCGAUACCAACCUGUUCACGCAGGUCGACUGGGCCCGCAACUCAGUCUUCUUCAAGGAUUUGAGGGUGGAGGACCAGAUGAAGCUUCUGCAGGCCACGUGGUCGGUGAUGCUGAUCCUGGACCACAUCCACCAGCGGCUGCAUAAUAACCUGCCGGACAGCACGACGCUGCCCAACGGGCAGAAGUUUGACCUGCUGACGCUCAGCCUGUUCGGUAUGACCGAGCUGGUGCCGCAGCUGCACGACCUCACCGCGCGCCUGCAGCAACUCAGCUUCGACGUCAGCGACUACAUCUGCCUCAAGUUCAUCCUCAUGCUCGACCCCAACCUGCCCACGCUGAGCAAUCGGAGGCACGUGCAGCAGGCGCAAGAGCAGAUGAACCAGGCUCAUCUAGACUAUUGCAGUGCGGCUCAUCCGGACAUUCAGAACAAGCACCUGCGCCUGGUGGCGCUGCUGCCGGAGCUGCGCGAACUGGCGCACCGCGGCGAGGACUACCUCUACCAGAAGCACGACACCAACAGCGCCACCUCCCUGCUCAUCGAGAUGCUGCACGCCCGUCGAGUUCUGGGGAGAUCGCCAGCGCACUGAGUCAAGUCGGCGGCGGCCGAGUGGCGAGCCACGCUCUCCCUCAGCCCGGAUAUUACCAGUACAAACGCCGAGGCGCCGAGGCGCCCGAUGUCGGCGCCGCGCAGCGGCCGCUCCAUCAACUAGAGCCGCGCCGGCCGGCCACCAGGACGUGUUCAUUCUGUGUCGAGUGCGUGCUGUGGCGUCCCGCGAGCGUGUCCGAGUGUAUCUGCCGGCGAGCUAGAGACGUGCGAGCGGCCGUGACGGCCCUCCCACCCGCCCCGCCCGC
This is a messenger RNA of Pollicipes pollicipes, 1737 nucleotides long. Its product is annotated as nuclear hormone receptor FTZ-F1. Gene Ontology annotation, biological process: regulation of transcription by RNA polymerase II; tissue development; hormone-mediated signaling pathway. NCBI's taxonomy places the organism in Eukaryota, Metazoa, Arthropoda, Thecostraca, Pollicipedomorpha, Pollicipedidae. The coding region runs from base 9 to 1472 and encodes 487 amino acids. Gene Ontology annotation, molecular function: zinc ion binding; nuclear receptor activity; RNA polymerase II cis-regulatory region sequence-specific DNA binding. Gene Ontology annotation, cellular component: RNA polymerase II transcription regulator complex. The record is from RefSeq and is a predicted model, not a curated record. The transcript is spliced from 6 exons.